CGGCGGCGACGUGUGAGCACGUGCCUCGCUGCCUGGCGACGCCUGCAGACGAGAGGGGCCCGCCCACGCUCGGCCAAUAGAGCUGCUCGGCUGGGCCCAGAGCCGGGCCGACAGAUUGCGGCUCAGUGGUGAGCGCAUCCGUCUGAUGAGCUGGGACAGCUGAGCGCUGCCGAGCGGUGAGCUGGGAGGACUGAGCGCUGCCGAGCGGUGAGCUGGGAGGACUGAGCGCCGCCGAGCGGUGAGCUGGGAGGCCUGAGCGGUGCCGAGCGGUGAGCUGGAAGAACUGAGCGCUGCCGAGCGGUGAGCUGGGAGAGCUGAGCGCUGACGAGCGGUGAGCUGGGAAGACUGAGCGGUGCCGAGUGGUGAGCUGGGAGAACUGAGCGCUGCCGAGCGGUGAGCUGGGAGGACUGAGCUCUGCUGACGCCGUCGUGAUGUCGGUAGACGUUGAAGCGGUGCGCGACCGAGCGCACGGCCUGUGCCGGGACUACCUGCACGGAGCCUGGCAGCUCAUCUCAGCCGAUGACAUGCUCAUCAAGCCCAUCAGUGGCGGCCUGAGCAACGUGCUGUUCCUGUGCGAGCUGCCGCAGCGUCAGUCGUCGCUGGCCGACGAGCCGACCCGGGUACUGCUGCGGAUGUACGGACAGGUGCAGGAGGGAAGUCAUGAGUCCAUCACCGAGUCGGUGAUCUUCACGCUGCUAGCGGAGCGGAGGCUGGGACCCAAGCUGUACGGCAUCUUUCCUGGCGGCCGGCUCGAGGAGUUCAUACAGGCUUCGUCACUAUCCUACAGCGAACUUCGGGAUCCACGAAUCAGCCAGCAGAUUGCCCAGAAAAUGACUACGGUGCACUCUCUCAGGGUGCCAAUCUGCAAGGAGCCCACUUUCAUGUGGCAGACGAUGAAAAAGUGGAUUCACUUGGUUAAUGACUACUUGAAGGACACUACGUCGGUGGAACACCGAGACAAAGCGGACAUCAUCGAGGCCUUGCGACUCUGCGUCUUCGAGGACGAGGUGGACUGGCUCAAACGCCUCUUCGCCAGGGCGCCGUCGCCGGUGGUCUUCUGCCACAACGACUGCCAGGAGGGCAACAUCCUGAGACCGAACGGCGGCCGGCCCGGCCAGCACCAGCUCACGCUGAUUGACUUCGAGUACUGCAGCUACGGCUACCGCGGCUUCGACGUGGCCAACCACUUCUGCGAGUGGCUGUACGACUACGCGAUCGACGAGUAUCCCCAUUUCAGCGAACACCCAGAGAACUGGCCGACGGAGCAGGAGCAGCUGCGCUUCAUUCGUGCUUACCUCCGGCACCGCAACAACACGGCGGAGGAGCGAACACCUCCAGCCGAAAACGGCGACGAGAAGACGUACAGCGCAGAGGAGGUGGAGGAGCAGAGGAUGCUGGACGAGGUCAAAGUCUACUGCCUCGCCUCCCACCUGUUCUGGACGCUCUGGAGCGUGGUCAACGCCCACGUCUCUGCCAUCUCGUUCGGCUACUGGGAGUACGCCUUCUGCCGGCUGAGGGCUUACCAGACACAGAAGCAGCUCCUGAUGAAGGCCGACCCGAGGUGCCCCAAGAUGACGGACGGCGGCAAGCGCCGGCCCACGCACAUCGAGUAGAGGGCAGCACCUCGGCGGGGUUUGCAGUUGAUGGAGGUGGACCAAGUAGAGGGCGGCACCUGACCUCCGUUCGCUACCACCAGGAGCGGAGCUGGACCAAGUAGAGGACGGCACCUGACCUCCGUUCGCUACCGCCGGGAGCGGAGGUGGACCAAGUAGAGGGCGGCAUCUGACCUCCGUUCGUUGCCGCCGGAAGCGGACCCGAGUGGAGUGCAUCUCGCCUGUAAAGCAUGUUCCUUCCGGAGCGCCGGGCGCUCAUCGUCUGCCGCUCAUCCUACCAGCCAAUCGAAUCAGAGGCAAGCACAGAAGUUGGCUGUGAGGUUCCACAGCGCUGGCAGACCGAAAGUCGGCAGAUGUCACCGCGCGGAACACCGGCCCGGCAUUCCACCAUUCACCGCUUGCCCUGCACGCUCGCAUCAUCCCGUCUGGGAAGCGGCUGAGUCAGCAGCCGUCCCCCGUGUCAGCCCCACGGCCGCUGUGGCGCGAUUCCGCCCGAGUAUCGGCACAAACCCCGAUGGUGAGCUCCUGUGAGGGACAACACCCGGUAGCGGCGGCCACACACUGGCAGCAGUAUUGCACGCCUCUUGCCUCCAGCCUGAACCCGCAGCUUUCAACUGGUUCGUUCCGGUAGAAGGGGCUCUAACCUAGUAAAACAAACCCUGCCUAAGCGCCUCGACAAGUUAGCUCAAUGGCGUUGAAGGACUCACGCCUCUCGAGCACACUAUUGCUCAUCGGUGUACAUCGACUCUGCUAAGGCAGAGUCGGAGUAGGCACCGCUGCCACCACGGCGAAUGCAGUUUCUCGCGCCGAGGGCACUCGCAGUGCCUUACCUGCCUUACCCGUCACCUUAGUGCCCUACCCUCGUCCACCACGAAGACCCCAUAUAGCUUCCACGCGUGAAGAAGAUGGACGCAUCGCAUGCAGCUAGUAGUGCGCCUUCUGACAGCGAACUGGCAUCGGUGUUACUGUUAUCAAAUGUACGUAGAAAAUUUACAGAAGCGCCUUCAAUGAGAGUAGACAGCGGGUAGAGUUGCCUCAACACACAGCGAUAUUAUGUUUGCACGUAGUACGAGGCAAUAAUCAGUUUGAUGGCUUGAUUUUGACACCUGCUUCAUGGCAUGAAGAUUGCCGUGCCCGGAAGUGCUCAUAAUGCGACGUUAGUACAUGUAUCUAAGAAUCAAUGUAUGAGAUAUAAAGGAAGAGGAGUAAUCGCUCAAAACGACAUACAAGUAUUGAAUAUAA
This is a messenger RNA of Pollicipes pollicipes, 2855 nucleotides long. Its product is annotated as choline/ethanolamine kinase. Gene Ontology annotation, biological process: CDP-choline pathway; phosphatidylethanolamine biosynthetic process. Gene Ontology annotation, molecular function: choline kinase activity; ethanolamine kinase activity. Lineage: Eukaryota; Metazoa; Arthropoda; Thecostraca; Pollicipedomorpha; Pollicipedidae. The transcript is spliced from 8 exons. The record is from RefSeq and is a predicted model, not a curated record. The coding region runs from base 432 to 1613 and encodes 393 amino acids. Gene Ontology annotation, cellular component: cytoplasm.